Molecule: messenger RNA, 1721 nt
Organism: Musa acuminata AAA Group (dessert banana)
Lineage: Eukaryota; Viridiplantae; Streptophyta; Magnoliopsida; Zingiberales; Musaceae
Exons: 8
Coding region: 590-1507 (305 amino acids)
Source: RefSeq, a predicted model, not a curated record
GAAUUCAUGUGUCAAAAGUUCAAGUCCGUUUGAUGAACAAUAGCGGCAUGAGAUCGAAACUGACAACCUAUGGUCGAUCAAUAAAGAGUUUCUACUUGUUCUCAGAGUUCAGAUGAUCUCUUCAUGAUCUUGGUGUUGGUUUAACUUGCUGAAUUCCAACCUAUGAACAAUCCCGAAAGAAGUCUUACAAAACUCAAGAUGGUAUAUUUUCACCGUAUAGGAGGAAAGAAUUCUUUGGAAAGGAAAAGAAUAGAGAGAAAAAAAAAAGAAUCACAAUCUUGAUAGCCUGUCUUUUGCAAUAUCCAAAGCAAAAAAAAUAAAGGCCUCAUAACAAAUUUUAAUUAUGAUUUUUAUUUUUUAAAGAUAAGUGAUAAAAAUAAGAUUUGAAUUUAGGAUCUUACGAUAUAUUAUCAAAAUUAUUAUUAUUAUUAUUAUUAAUUAUGAUCCGUCUUUGAAACUAACUUUUGGUUAUUAAAAAAAGAAAAAAAAGAAAAGAAAAAGGAAAUUAAGUCAGAAGCCCACUUGUUGAAGUAGAAGUGGUUUGGGUGCGAAACGAGUGGCCCUUCCCUCACUCUCUGUUUGCUUAAAAAUGGCUUUUUUAAGCCAGGGUCGCCACCGCAUUCCCCAUCCCCUUCCCCUGGCCUACAAACCCUACCGACCCUCCUCUCCCUCGCCCCAGUUCUGCCGUAAUCGCGUCCCUCUUUCCCCUCUCAAACCUUUCAAGAAUAUCUGGUCGGUCCAUGAAUCAUUUUCCCUCUCCCAAUUCGCGAUUCCUGUUCUCCGUUUCCGCCCUAGGAUUUCGGUCGGCGACGCUGAGGAGUGCGACCAUCGAGAACUGGGAGAUGGGGGCGGGAUUUUGUUGGGUUCCGAGGAUCUGGGGGAUGAGAGCCAAGUGUUCAAGAAGACCCUGCGGCUGGUGGAGUGCGCCAUGUUCGCGUCCGUCGCUGGCCUCGCCUACUUCUUGAGCAACUCUCUUGCUAUCGAGAAUUACUUCAGUUGUUUCUUUUCCUUGCCUAUAGUGAUCUCUUCAAUGAGAUGGGGAGUGGCAGCCGGCAGAAAGACCAUGGUGGCUACAACUAUGCUAUUGCUUACUCUAUCAGGUCCAGUUAAAGCAUCUACGUACAUGCUUAUGCAUGGAGUAGUUGGUCUGGCUAUCGGCACUCUGUGGAGACUUCGUUUUAAUUGGGUUACUUCGAUUGCUCUUUGCACACUUGUUCGUGCACUGGGGGCUGUUGGAUAUGUCUUGUUAUCGUCAUUCUUAAUUAGAGAAAACAUACUUGCCCUGAUCACAAUCAACAUUCAUGCUUCUCUAACAUAUAUACUCACGGCUAUGGGAGUGAAUACAAUCCCAUCGAUGAAUGCCAUAUAUUUAAUCUUUGGUAGCUUGCUCCUCCUGAACUGUGGAUUCUUUGUUCUCUUGCUGCACAUUCUAUAUGCAAUAUUUCUUGCCAAGCUGGGACUAAAGGCUUCUUUGACACUUCCAGCAUGGUUGGAGAAUGCAAUCUAACAGCUGCAGACAACUCUAGUGGCUACAUUAUAUGUGUCCACAAUAUCCUUGUAUAAUUCAUUCUUCAAUGUAACACAUUCUCAUUGCCAUACUUGAUUAGUACAGGUAGAAGACAAAAUCUUAAAUGUCACACUGGUAGUCACUGUUUUGGGUUAAAUUCUAAAGCACCAUGUAAAGGAGGGUGUGCUAAAUGCUGCCCUCACUGUUCUGUCAA